AUGCCGAGCAAAAACGCGAACGCGCCAAAGGCAGCACCCGCGGCGGUGGAUGCGAAGACGGUUGACAGGAAAGAUGUCAAGACUACCGAGCCACUGAACCCAAAAACCACACACUACGAAUUCGCCGGUCCCAUAGGUGCGCUUGGCGUAACCCUCCUCACCCCAGCCUUCACCUACCUCCUCUACUUCGCCUGCAACGAAACCUCCUGCUCCUCGUCCUUCCUCUCCCUCGCUUCUCUUCAAUCUCAAUGGCCGGGGUGGGCUGGAUUGCUUGAUCCUGAAGCUAUCAGGGCGUAUCUGAAGUGGUGGCAGUUGUUAUUGGUGUUGUGGGUUUUCAUUCCUGGGCCUUGGGUAGAGGGGACAGAGUUGAGGGAUGGGACGAGGGCGCAGUACAAGAUGAACGGGUUCCGGACUUUCGUGGGCGUGAUUGCGAUGCAGGUUGGGGUGUUGUUGUGGUACGGGCCCAGACAUGCGGUGUUUACGUUUGUGUGGGAGCACUACCUCGGACUCAUCACCGCCGCGUGUCUCUUCUCCUUCGCACUCGCCAUUCACGUUUACGCAUCCUCCUACAUCCCCGCCAAGAAUGGUGGCUCUAAGCUCCUGGCAUUGGGCGGGAAUUCUGGGAAUGUGAUUUACGACUUCUUCAUUGGCCGCGAAUUGAACCCCACCCUCAACCUCCCCUUCCUCCCUGACCAACCCUUUGACAUCAAACAGUUUGCCGAACUCCGCCCGGGUAUCAUUCUCUGGGUCGCUCUCAACAUCGCGUUUGCCGCGCACCAGUUUGUCGAGUUUGGGAGGGUGACGGAUAGUAUUGUGCUUGUCUGCGUUUUCCAGGGAUGGUACUGUUUGGAUUCACUGUGGAAUGAGGAGGCGGUAUUGACAACAAUGGAUAUCACGACAGACGCGUUCGGGUUCAUGUUGUCCUUCGGUGACCUCGUCUGGGUUCCCUUCACCUACUCGCUCCAAGCACGAUAUCUCGCUUCCCAUCCCAUUGAUCUGGGGUUGUGGAAGUCUGCGGCGAUUGUAGCUGUGCAGUUGACUGGGUACUACAUCUUCCGCUCUGCAAACACCCAGAAAAACACCUUCCGCAACACCCCUACCCACCCCUCCGUCUCCCACCUCACCUACCUUCAGACCUCCUACGGUACACGCCUCAUAACAUCUGGAUGGUGGGGAACUGCACGUCACAUCAACUACCUUGGUGACUGGAUCAUGGCGUGGGCCUGGUGUCUCCCCACUGGAUUUGCGACGCCAAUCACAUAUUUCUAUGUCGGGUAUUUCGCGGUGUUGUUGGUACAUCGGGAACGGAGGGAUGAGGAGAAGUGUGGAAGGAAGUAUGGGAAGGAUUGGGAGGAGUAUAAGAGGAGGGUUCGAUGGAGGAUCGUGCCGUAUGUGUAUUAG
Saitoella complicata NRRL Y-17804 is the source of this 1401-nucleotide messenger RNA. Its product is annotated as ERG4/ERG24 ergosterol biosynthesis protein. The transcript has 2 exons. The record is from RefSeq and is a predicted model, not a curated record. Lineage: Eukaryota; Fungi; Ascomycota; Saitoellomycetes; Saitoellales; Saitoellaceae. Gene Ontology annotation, cellular component: endoplasmic reticulum membrane. Gene Ontology annotation, molecular function: Delta14-sterol reductase activity. Bases 1 to 1401 code for a protein of 466 amino acids. Gene Ontology annotation, biological process: ergosterol biosynthetic process.